CAAUUUGAAUCUACCGCUAAUGAUGUUUUAAAUUUAUUCAGAGAAAAAAUGUGAUUAAAAACCAUAAAUUUGAAUUAUAAUAAUAAUUGGUGCGAAGAAGUGUGUAGUGAACUCUCAACCUUAUCUCUUGACACGUAACUAGAUAGUCCGAGCCCGGUUCGACCCAAAUCCGGUCCCACUUUGUUCGGUCCAAUUACCUUUUUACCCACCAAACUCCCCCCUUACGAUACCAAUAAUUAUCCAGCCGUUAUUUGCAGCAAAACCAGAGCUCACAAACACAUACAUAUCGAGAUUAGGGAGAGAGAGAGAGUGGAGUGAGAGAAUCAUAACACUCUCCACCUCACAUAUAUUAGAUACAAGUAUAUAUGAUACGGAAUACAUGGAGUCUCGUGAAUCUCCGAUCCAAACCACGGAAGCAGUCGACGAAUCCUCCGAAACGCUCUUCCGCGGGCGGCGCCGCGGCUGCUUCAGCCUGCCGUGCUUCGAGCGGCAGCAGAGCACCUCCACCGGGCUGACAUGGUGGCAGAGGAUACGCCCCGCCGAGACCUCCUCCCUCUGGUCGCGGGGCGUGGGCGCGGUGAUGAAGAUCCGCGAGUGGUCGGAGCUGGUCGCCGGCCCCCGCUGGAAGACGUUCAUCCGCCGCUUCAAUCGGAACCGGAGCGUCGGCAAGCACGCCAAUUUCCAAUACGACCCCUUGAGCUACGCCAUGAAUUUCGACGAGGGGCCGGGGCACUCUGGGGAUUUCACACCGGAAGGGGAUGACGUGGACGGCUACUACUACGCAUCGCGCAAUUUCUCGUCCAGAUACGCCAAGGGCUCGAUGGACCUCGGCAACGACGGGCCCACCUUCGUCUAGCUCUACACGCCUCACUUGCUCUUAAUUUUAUCUGUGCCACAAUUUUCAAUUAUUUUGUAAGAAGGAUGGAUGUUGCUGGGUAGGCGCGCACUACGCUAUUAUGAUUAACUUACAGCUCAUCGAUGUAGGACUCAUUUUCUUUUUGGCUUUAAAGUAUUUGUGUAUAUACAUAUAUAUGUAUGCGUGCAAGCUUUAGGGAUUUAAUGUUUUGUUUUAUGUGAUUCCUGGAUUUAAUUAUUGUUGUUUCGUGUUGGCGGUAUAAAGUUUUGAUGUGGAUUAGUCAAA
Messenger RNA from Salvia miltiorrhiza (redroot sage), 1141 nucleotides. RefSeq lists its product as uncharacterized. The transcript is spliced from 2 exons. NCBI's taxonomy places the organism in Eukaryota, Viridiplantae, Streptophyta, Magnoliopsida, Lamiales, Lamiaceae. The coding region runs from base 380 to 856 and encodes 158 amino acids. The record is from RefSeq and is a predicted model, not a curated record.